This is a messenger RNA of Contarinia nasturtii (swede midge), 1837 nucleotides long. Its product is annotated as glucan endo-1,3-beta-glucosidase-like. The coding region runs from base 24 to 833 and encodes 269 amino acids. NCBI's taxonomy places the organism in Eukaryota, Metazoa, Arthropoda, Insecta, Diptera, Cecidomyiidae. The transcript is spliced from 7 exons. The record is from RefSeq and is a predicted model, not a curated record.
UAGAGCAAGUGUCUGAUAAAAAAAUGAUGUGGUUAGCAUUCAUAGCUUUUGUGUGCGUGAUAGAGCACAGUGUCGCACAACAACGGUACAUUCAAGUUCAAAACCAAAAUAAUUUUCCAAUCUGGAUGGAAGAACAAGACAACACCGAUCAACCCCAAUUGGCACCUGGUAUUAUUAAAAUCAAUCCGGGUGAUUCGACGACUUAUUCUAUUCCUGAUUCUGGUUGGAGUGGAAGACUAUGGCCAAAAAGUGGUUGUGACGAUUCCGAUGCAAAUUGUGAAAUCGGCCAAUCAGUGCCACCAUGCCCUGAUGGCGGUUGUCAACCUCCCAGCGAGACAAAAGUUGAAUUUUUCUUUCCACAAAUAAGUAGCGGCACUGCGUAUUAUGACAUCAGUUUGGUGGAUGGAUUUUCUCAGGCCUGUAAGAUAACACCGUACAGAGGUGGUCAACCGGUACAAGAUGGUUCUUGUAUUGAAACCGAUUGUCAUCUUCUUUUGACCAACUGUCCACAAAACGAACAGAGUGACUUGGGCGAUUUAGCUGUAUAUGGUAGAAGUAAUAAUGCUGUUUCUUGUUUGUCACCAUGCAAAAAAUGGAACUAUCCUCCACCUUACGGUUUCGGUCGAAAUGAGCAAGACGGAGAUGGACGCUUGCUUUGCUGUCCCAGUCCAGUUACAGCCGAGGAGUGUCGAAGUGGAAUUGUUGAAGAAACAAAUUACGUUCAACUUGUUCAUCGUGAUUGUCCAACUGCGUACAGUUUUUCGUAUGAUGACGAAGGUGGACUACACAAUUGUCCAUCUGACACAAGUUUUAGUGUUGUUUAUUCCUCAUAAAUGCAAACCUAUCGGACAAGUUUACCAUAUUAGACUGAAAUAAAUAAUCAAACAAUGGGUUCGUGUUGUGGCAAACAAAAAAAUUACAAAACAUCUCGAGCUGAAAAUGUAUCAUCAAAAGCGAACACCACUAAUAAUAGAAUGAGGCAAUCAUACCACGGAACUUCAUCCGAUAUCGGCAAUGAUUAUACAACACCAGUGUAUGGCGUUGAUACGAGCUAUAGCACGCAAAGUCACGAUAAUAGUGAAUAUGUUCCAAUAACAACACAUUCACAUCAUGGCCAACAUGAAACAUCUUCUAAUCAUCAUCAUUCGUCCAAUGAUGAUCACGGAUUAUCGUCUUCUAAUCAUCAUAAUUUGUCCAGUAAUGAUGACGGAUUUUCAUCAUCUAAUCAUCAUUCGAGUAGCUCUGACCAUCAUACUUCCACACAUCAUUUUAGUUCGCAGGAUCAUGGAACUAGCUCGAAUGACCACGGAAGCAGUUCGUAUGAUUGUGGUGGUGGUGGAGACAGCGGCGGUGGUGACUGUAGCGGUGGAGAUAGCGGGGGUGGUGGUGGCGGUGAUGACUAAUUGAUUAAUUUAAUUGAUUAAAUUAUGUUAAUUAUUCAAUUGUGCCAUAAUAUGCUUCAAAUUAAAUGUCAUUCAAAUGCAACUCCAAAUGGCAAAUUUAUUUUUAUGGCACUUUUUUACAUCUUCAUUAUAUAUUCUAAGAAUUGUUCUUACCGAUUAUUAUCUGCUCUAAAUACAUAAUUCAAGAUCUGAAACUCAAAUCAAUAAUUGUAUGAACGAGGUUAAAUAAGACAAAUUUGAUUACAAUCGGAAUAGUUACUUACAAAUGACUCUUUGAAAUGAGCAAAAAACUUAUGAACAUUUGUUUCAAGCAAAUUGUUUAUCGCAAACAUUUUGUAAUUAGUCACAAUUUUUCUAAAGAAUGAACUUGAUAAGAUUUUGUAUAAAAUGAUCUUGUGUCGGAAGCAAAUAAUCUGAAUAAAACAAAAAAAAAA